CUGCGAGUGGCCUUCCCCACGCUGUUGUUUUGUGUCUGGGCAGAAGGCUUCCCAGUGUUGUGGCAAGUUGCAAAGAGAGCCAGAGGUCUGGGUGGGCCGAGUGCCUCCCUCUGCUCAGUUCUUCCUGCUGCUUUCAGCACCUGGCUGAAAUCCCAGAGAAUUCCACUAAGGCCUGGGGUCUGGCGGCCAACACCUGGUCCCCAAAGCCACUGGGGAGCCCUGCAGCACAGGGCACUGGGAAGGACUGAGAGGGAGAUCUGGGCAGUGGCAGCAUGGCGAGAUUUCCCAGGGCUGACCUGGCCACUGCAGGAGUUGUGUUGCUUUGCCACUUUUUAAUGGACCCAUUUCAAUUCGCUGAAGGGGAGCCUGGAAACCAGAUCAAAGAUUGGCAGUAUCAAGUGGCUCAAGUCCUCCCACAAACAAGAGAGGACGUGGAGGUGAAUACACACGUGUUCAGCCACCGGUGGAAAAGGAGCUUGGAUUCCCACAAGGCAGUAGACACAAACCGAGCAAGCAUGGACCAGGACUCUCCAGAGCCUAGAGGCUUCACAGACCUGCUGCUGGAUGAUGGGCAAGACAACACCACGCAGAUCGAGGAGGACACUGAUCACAACUACUACUUAUCCCGUAUAUAUGGUCCAUCGGAUUCUGCCAGUCGUGAUUUGUGGGUGAAUAUAGACCAAAUGGAAAAGGACAAAGUGAAGAUUCAUGGUAUAUUGUCCAAUACUCAUCGGCAAGCUGCAAGAGUGAAUCUGUCCUUCGAUUUCCCAUUUUAUGGCCAUUUCCUACGUGAAAUCACUGUGGCAACUGGGGGUUUCAUAUACACUGGAGAAGUCGUACAUCGAAUGCUAACAGCAACACAGUACAUAGCACCUCUAAUGGCAAAUUUUGAUCCCAGUGUGUCCAGAAACUCAACAGUCAGAUAUUUUGAUAAUGGCACAGCGCUUGUUGUCCAGUGGGACCAUGUACAUCUUCAGGAUAACUACAACCUGGGAAGCUUCACGUUCCAGGCAACCCUCCUCAUGGAUGGACGUAUCAUCUUUGGAUACAAAGAAAUUCCUGUCUUGGUCACACAGAUAAGUUCGACCAAUCACCCAGUCAAAGUGGGGCUGUCUGAUGCCUUUGUGGUUGUCCACAGGAUCCAGCAAAUUCCCAAUGUUCGAAGAAGAACAAUUUAUGAAUAUCAUCGAGUAGAACUACAAAUGUCAAAAAUUACCAACAUUUCAGCUGUGGAAAUGACCCCACUUCCUACAUGCCUCCAGUUUAAUGGUUGCGGCCCCUGUGUAUCUUCUCAAAUUGGCUUCAACUGCAGUUGGUGUAGUAAACUUCAAAGAUGUUCCAGUGGAUUUGAUCGUCAUCGGCAGGACUGGGUGGACAGUGGAUGCCCUGAAGAGUCAAAAGAGAAAAUGUGUGAGAACACAGAGCCAGUGGAAAGUUCUUCUCAAACCACCACAACCAUGCAAGCAACAAGCACACGCUUCAGGGUGCUAACAACCACCAGGAGAGCAGCCACCUCCCAGCUGCCCACCAGCCUACCCACAGAAGAUGAUACCAAGAUAGCACUACAUCUAAAAGAUAAUGGAGCGUCUACAGAUGACAGUGCAGCCGAGAAGAAAGGGGGCACCCUUCAUGCUGGUCUCAUCGUUGGAAUCCUUAUCCUGGUCCUCAUCAUAGCAGCAGCCAUCCUCGUGACAGUCUACAUGUACCACCACCCCACGUCAGCAGCCAGCAUUUUCUUCAUUGAGAGGCGUCCAAGCAGAUGGCCGGCAAUGAAAUUUCGAAGAGGUUCUGGCCAUCCUGCCUAUGCUGAAGUCGAGCCAGUCGGAGAGAAAGAAGGUUUUAUUGUGUCAGAGCAGUGCUAAAAUUUCUAGGACAGAACAGCACCAGUGCUGGCUUACAGGUGUUAAGACUAAAAUAUUGCCUAUACCUUUAAGACAAACAAGCAAACACAGACACACAAUACACAUAUAGAGGAGCCCUAAGCUGCUGUAGCCUGAAGGAGACAAGAUUUGGGGGCAAGCCCAACCCAGGAGGGAGUAAAAGAAAAACCUAAAACAUGUACAAGAUACCAUUCCCCACUGACAUAAAAUUCCUUAGUGGAAUGACAUCAAUAAUUCACUCAGAACACCUGGGGACUUACCAGAAGACAAGAUCGCAGUGCUAUUGGCUUCGGUGCAGGGUUGCAAAGUGACCUGGGGGAAAAAUACUAAAACUGCAUAUGGAUCCCAGUUCAAGCCCCCGGCUCCCCACCUGCAGGGGAGUCACUUCACAGGCAGUGAAGCAGGUGUCUUUCUCUUUCUCUCUCUGUCUUCCCCUCCUCUCUCAAUUUCUCUCUGUCCUAUCCAACAACGAUGACAUCAAUAACAACAAUACAACAACAAGGGCAACAAAAGGGAAAAUAAAUAAAUAUUAAAAAAUAAUUCAAAAAAUACUAAAGCUUUAGUUCUCAAGGGAUCUACAGCUUUGGUUCCAGCAAUCUUCUCUGAUAUCUCAAAGAGAACUGUGUCCCAAAGACAGAGCCCUUUCACCCAGGAGAGCCAUCUCCAUACCAGACAUGUAACCAAAGGAUUUGGUUUUUCUGAUGUAAAUUGACCUGUUCCAACAAGCCUAGUACUUUACUGGAUGAAUCUUUGCUCUGUCCAGGAGACUCAAACUAUGCCUCCCUUUUCCUUGUUAAUAAAAUGCCCUAAGUUCUGUAGAAGAAUAUCCAAAUUUUUAGCUGAGGUUUGGGAAAGGGGGAGGCAGAAAAUGAGUCUUUGGGGUUCCCUCACCUCAAAAUAAGUCAUCUGAUUUGUUUCAAGAAGCCUUGCCUCCACUUCCCAACUGAGAAGUCCAAUGAAGCCGCACUUGCUCUUAGCUGAGGAAACAGCAGGACUGGGAAGAAUUGCUAAGUCAUUUCUGAAGCAAAGAGUCUGAGGGACUCCAGACAUAUGUUUUUUUGUUUGUUUGUUUGUUUGUUUGUUUAAACUUUUUGCUAUCUCAAUACUAAAGGCCAUUUCACUGUCGAUCCCUGCGGAAGAAGUCACACAUCAACAUCUCCCUGGCAACAGAAAGAAUGAAAGAACCCUGAGUCAUACAGUACUUUUCUUUAAAGCACAUAGUAGUUACAUAAAUAUAUAUAUAAAUCUAUUUUUGUUUAUAACUAACACAAGGCAGGCUCUUGUGACUCUGAGUGCAUUUUGUCGCCAAGACAAAACAAAUGCAAGAUGCAAUACUGCAUACAUCCACAGAGUUGUAAAAUAGUCCUUAAUAGUAGAAUAUUUUUAUGUCACUUAGCAAAAUGGUUCACUGUGUGAUAGGACCGGUCGUGUCCCUGCCGAUGUGAGCCUCUCUGUACCCACUCUUCCCUCCCUGGCUAAAUAGUGCAGGUGCAGAAAGCUCUUCAGAUGGACCUGUCCUUUGCUCACUAGCCAUAAUCCAGACUCUGCAGUUUCCCCAGCAAUGAAGAAAGGAAAGCAUCUCUUGAGGAAGAAAGCAGCUAACGCAGGAGCUCCUAAAGCCGGAAAUCAGGUCCUGCAUGUACAGCUCCAUCAGCCUCUCAACCCAGAGACUUCAGGUCCUGUGUUAAGAAGCUGCUGGGUAGGGCAGGGUGUCCACCAUUCACAGACUCGGGUGGCAGGAAGCAGAGCCACCACCUAGGCAUCAUUAUUCACAGCUUAGCAUCUGGACACACUGCCAGCACUGAAUGGCAUCAGUCCACUAAGCCAGUAUCAAAGCCUCACAACUGCCUGAUGUAAUCUAGUGGCAUUUUCCAUCAUAUAUAUUUUGCUUUACAUUUUUAAGUGCCCCGGUGAGGGUAGUAAUAUUUCUUCCUAAUCUACUUAGCUAUUAUUUGCGAGCAAACUGGCCAAGCAAGGUAAUAGAAGAUUGUGAUGACAAUCUCUCUGCUGUAGCUGCAUUCAGUGUAUUUGGAGUAGACCAACUUGUUUCUGGUGGAGCAGGUUGGCUCAGAUAGCAAUAACCAAAUGACUUGCCAAUGUAUCUGGUGCAACUGACAUUACACAAAGAAGAACAGAGACGACUCCUUUAAGGAUAAGAUGAUGCUAUUUCACUAGCUUCCGUGGUAGGUGUGGCUUCCGAUAGGAUAGCAGCAGAUUGACCGUUACAUAAAUUCUGCAUAUAUAUUCAGCUACUUUAUACCUUCUGGAGAUCAUCUUCCAUUCAAAUGAACCAGAUUUUUUUUUAAAAUAUAAAAUUUAGUUUAGUUAGCAAAAGCACUAAGUAAAAGGGAAAACUUUUCAGAAGGAAAAAGGCUACUGAACUAUGGAGAAACUUCCAAACAGAGCAGAGUGUCAAAGGUGGUGAGAAGUCCUGUUCCCUGUGGACAUCUAGGUGCAGGUUUGAUUCUACCUUACACUUCUGAUUUAUUUUAGGUUCCCAUUUAUUGCAAAGGAAGAGCAAAUAUACAUAAAACUUGUGGAAAUUCAGAACAGACUCUGCUGCUUUGUACUUUCAUCCAUCACUUUAGAAUGAUGCAUCUGCUGUCAUUACCUUAAUAUGGCACAGCUAGAGUAGCAAUGUCAAUCUUAAAUCAAGAACAGCCAGGGGCGUACACACUUUGAGAAAUCAUCUAAAUGGUGCUGUAGAGGAAGUUAGUCUUUGCAUCUGAUUUCUUUAUAAAAUACUCAAAGGACUUGAUAGGAUAUUAAAAUCAAGAGACAUACCUUACACCAUGCAGGUGGUACUGAUCACUCGGUGACUUUUAAUAAAGGGUUCAUGCUUCAAAUUAUACUAGCAAACCAAAAGCUCAAGAUAAAUGCACCUCCAAAUAAUAUUUUACUUUGUUACCUGUGGUUUCUGCUAACCUCUCAAAUGUAGCUUCUAGAGUUGUGCUAUAGCCAAUGUAUCCACUAGCCAAACGUGGCCAUUUAAAUUUUACUCAAAAUUAAAUUGAAAACAUACAGAUGUUCAUCAUAUUAAAUGCAUCUGACUUGUGGCUGCCAUAUUGGAUGACAUGGAGCAUUCCCAGCAUCAGGGACAAUUCUACACAGUUUUGCAGAGGUGUUUCCUCUUCUUGAACAGAAAGAAAGAGGACCAAAGAGCGGGGCGGUGCUUCCUUGGCGUAGCUAAGUGCUUGUUAUCACAGACAGCACGGCUUGGUGAGCACAGCACCAGCUGACACAGCUUUGAGUCUCUACUCUGGUAUUUGGGGGAAAUCACUUUAAAUUUCCACGAGUCUCAAUUUUACAAUUUUGGAAAAUAAAACUAUUUUUGUCCUGGU
This is a messenger RNA of Erinaceus europaeus (western European hedgehog), 5221 nucleotides long. It is a transcript of the gene PLXDC2, whose product is annotated as plexin domain containing 2. Bases 273 to 1862 code for a protein of 529 amino acids. NCBI's taxonomy places the organism in Eukaryota, Metazoa, Chordata, Mammalia, Eulipotyphla, Erinaceidae. The record is from RefSeq and is a predicted model, not a curated record. The transcript has 14 exons.